CUUAGCGUGGCCCAGGCUCUCCCGAUUCACGGGGGGCCCCGCCAGGUUCAGGCUCCAGCCCUGAGUAGUGAAGGGGAAACGGGGAACGGAAGGAGGGAGGGCACCUCACGGGAGCAGGACUGCAGGACCGCGGGUCAGGGGGCGCAGGGACGCCAAGGAAAAGACAAGCACCGAGCGCCGGGAAGGGUGUAGGCGGCAGUGGCAGCGGAUCCGCGGCCGCCGCUUCCGGCGCCUCCCGAACCAGCUCUCCCGCGCCGACUCUGCCACAUCCUCCGGUGACGUCAGCCGGGGCCGCCAUAUUGGAAAGGCGCCGCCGCCGUCUCCGCUUCGGAGCUCGGGGUGUUUCGGGGGCUGCGGCCACAGGCAGGAAGGCGCUCCUCUCCUGCCCCGCCGACGCCCGGCCAGCCCGCUUCGCCCUGACCUGUUUCCUCAUGACUGCCCCCGGCCCCGCUGCCGACGGACGUCGCCCCGGCGUCCGGAUUUAACACGGAAACCCGGGUCGGAGGCCGCGCGGGGAGGAGGAGAGCGACCUGGUCGGUCCCGCGACCCUCUCGGCCCGGCUCGGCGCCUCGGCUGGAGCCAUGACCUCGCUGACCCAGCGCAGCUCCGGCCUGGUGCAGCGGCGCACCGAGGCCUCCCGCAACGCCGCCGACAAGGAGCGAGCGGCGGGCGGCGGCGCCGGCAGCGGCGAGGACGACGCGCAGAGCCGCCGCGACGAGCAGGACGACGACGACAAGGGCGACUCCAAGGAAACGCGGCUGACCCUGAUGGAGGAGGUGCUCCUCCUGGGCCUCAAGGACCGCGAGGGUUACACAUCAUUUUGGAAUGACUGUAUAUCAUCUGGAUUACGUGGCUGUAUGUUAAUUGAAUUAGCAUUGAGAGGAAGGUUACAACUAGAGGCUUGUGGAAUGAGACGUAAAAGUCUAUUAACAAGAAAGGUAAUCUGUAAGUCGGAUGCUCCAACAGGGGAUGUUCUUCUUGAUGAAGCUCUGAAGCAUGUUAAGGAAACUCAGCCUCCAGAAACGGUCCAGAACUGGAUUGAAUUACUUAGUGGUGAGACAUGGAAUCCAUUAAAAUUGCAUUAUCAGUUAAGAAAUGUACGGGAACGAUUAGCUAAAAACCUGGUGGAAAAGGGUGUAUUGACAACAGAGAAACAGAACUUCCUACUUUUUGACAUGACAACACAUCCCCUCACCAACAACAACAUUAAGCAGCGCCUCAUCAAGAAAGUACAGGAAGCCGUUCUUGACAAAUGGGUGAAUGACCCUCACCGCAUGGACAGGCGCUUGCUGGCCCUCAUUUACCUGGCUCAUGCCUCGGACGUCCUGGAGAAUGCUUUUGCUCCUCUUCUGGACGAGCAGUAUGAUUUGGCUACCAAGAGAGUGCGGCAGCUUCUCGACUUAGACCCUGAAGUGGAAUGUCUGAAGGCCAACACCAAUGAGGUUCUGUGGGCGGUGGUGGCGGCGUUCACCAAGUAACUCUGCUCGGGGUGAACCAUUCUCCUUUCUCUCAAGUAAACCAGUAGUUUUUCUUCUGUUGACUUCUGGUUUUCUGUAAUUUGUACUUUCCCACACUAUAAUUGGCUUCUGUUUUACAAAAUGGUGGGUGGCUUUUUCUUUUUUGUAUGUAUACAGGAUUCUGCUGGUACGAGAGGCCUUCCUCUUUCUGUUUUUAAAAAAAGUUUUACUGCCAUAUUGGCAUUCCAUUCCCUGUUGCCAUCCUCACUGUUACCUGUUUUGGGUUUCUGGUCUACUUUGACUUUCAAAGUACCUCCAGCCUCCUCAUACGCACAGCUUUUGGAUGACCUCAGCUUGAGUUUCUCCAUAUGUGCAUGUACAUCUAGCAUUCUGCCUACAGUUCAGACAGAAGUCACAAAAAGGCCUUCAACUCACCAAAGGUAAAUAUCUGUAUCUAUUAGGACAUUUUAUACAUAGACUUCAGUUGAGAUGUAUACUUAGCAAAAUUAUUUUUAAAUUGAAACAACACAGUAAAUACUUAAUAUAAAAUGCCCCUUGGAUUUUGCUUCCCAUGUAAAUCUAUUGUAUUAUUACACUUGUUAUAAUUUUAACUAUAAAGGUCCAGUUGUUUCACAGAGCCAGUUUGGGAUGGGCUGCAUUCCAUUUAUGCUGUAUAUAGUUUGAAUUAUAUAUAAAUUACCCCUUCUUCUGGCCACCCCUGCUCCCAUCUUAGUAUUUUGCAAGAUUUAAUCGGUUGUACUUGCUUCAAUCAUGGUUAUUUGAUGGCAAAAUCGACCUCUCAUCGCUGAAGGAGAGAGAAAAGAUGUGUGUCUGAUUGGUCCUGGGAUUUUUUGAGCUGUGCCAUUUAUGGUACUCUUUGCCUAUGCAUCCCCUUUUUAGAUUUUUUUUUAAAUUUUAUCUUACUGUUUUUAUAAUUUCUGUUGGGAAGAGGCUUGUGACCAGUACCAAUCUUGAGUUUCUUUUUCUGUCCACAAGUAAAUUAAUGUCUGCUCUGAAAUGUCAUUUAUCUACUCACACAUUCUUGGGGAAAAAAAUUAAAUGUCAGUCCUAGCAGAUGUUGCAUGUAAAUUGGUAGCAAGUAAUGAUUACAACCCAGAGGAUUAAGAAUUUUGUAACAGAAAGCUCUGCUAUAUUUUAAUUUUUUAUAUACAAUUAGGAUAAUUAGCAUUGUCAGACUAUAAACCUUUGCUUUUUAAAGUUUAUUUUUACUAUUUCUUUAUCACUUUAUUGUAUCAUCACCAUUGGUUUCAUAAUGUAAAUACUAUAUAUUGAACAAAUUAAAUGUCAAAAUUUUUUAUUACCAUAGUCCAUGUUAAUAGUGGGGCUUUCAGGUGUUUAGAGAUUUUUGUUGUUGUUGUUAACAUUCAUUGCAAAAGUACUAGAUGGUGUAUAACUCUAGAGUUGAAUUUUAAGGGAUUCCCUAAUAUGUAUACUACCUUUUUAUCUGAAGUAAUAAAUAAACAAUGAUCUUGAAAGUGCCUGAA
Pongo pygmaeus (Bornean orangutan) is the source of this 2962-nucleotide messenger RNA. It is a transcript of the gene GOLPH3, whose product is annotated as golgi phosphoprotein 3. Lineage: Eukaryota; Metazoa; Chordata; Mammalia; Primates; Hominidae. The coding region runs from base 582 to 1478 and encodes 298 amino acids. Gene Ontology annotation, cellular component: trans-Golgi network; cytosol; Golgi cisterna. Gene Ontology annotation, molecular function: phosphatidylinositol-4-phosphate binding. Gene Ontology annotation, biological process: Golgi organization; Golgi to plasma membrane protein transport; retrograde vesicle-mediated transport, Golgi to endoplasmic reticulum. The transcript has 4 exons. The record is from RefSeq and is a predicted model, not a curated record.